Molecule: messenger RNA, 1134 nt
Organism: Staurois parvus
Lineage: Eukaryota; Metazoa; Chordata; Amphibia; Anura; Ranidae
Source: the annotation of a GenBank genome assembly
AUGCUUGUUAAUGGUGGAUCUGAAAGAAAAUCUUGCUUCUGGAAACUCAUUAGACACUUAGACAGAGUGGAUUCUAUAUUGCUUACACAUAUUGGAGAUGACAACCUACCAGGUAUUAACAGUAUGCUUCAAAGAAAGAUGGCCGAACUGGAAGAGGAACAGUCUCAGGGGUCAACAACUAACAGUGACUGGAUGAAAAACCUAAUCUCUCCAGACCUUGGGGUUGUGUUUCUCAAUGUACCAGACAAUUUGAAAAACCCAGAACCAAAUUUUAAAGUUAGAAGAAGCAUAGAGGAAGCGUGCUCUACUCUUCAGUACUUAAAUAAACUCUCCAUGAGGCCAGAACCUCUAUUCCGAAAUGUUGGAAACACUAUUGAACCCAUUAUUUUAUUUCAGAAAAUGGGUGUAGGAAAACUUGAGAUGUAUGUGCUGAACCCACUAAAAGUUAGUAAAGAAACUCAGUAUUUCAUGCAGCAGUGGUCAGGUAGCAAUAAAGAUAAAGCUGGCCUAGUGCUUCCUAAUGGUCAGGAAGUUGAGAUCCCAGUUAAUUACUUAACAUCAAUUUCUUCCCUUAUCGUAUGGCAUCCAUCAAAUCCUUCAGAAAAAAUAGUUAGAGUUUUGUUUCCAGGAAAUACAACUCAAUACCAGAUACUUGAAGGACUUGAAAAGCUUAAACAUCUAGACUUCCUGAAACAGCCUGUGAUAACACAGAAGGAUCUAAGUGACCAUAUAUCAAGCCCUGCUGUAAAACAGGCAAAGGUUAAACAGAGAGCAGAAAGCAAGGAGAGCUUAAAAACGUCCUCAAAAGCAACAUCCAGUAAACCGAACAAAAAAGAAUCUAAAGAAGAGCCAGCUGAUGUAGUCAAAAGCCAAAAUGAUCAAUCAGAAAAAGCUUUAGUGAAAAAGGCUCAGAAAACUGAGGCAAAGCCCUCUACAGAGAAAAAUGCUGUGAACAAAGAAGAAUCAAUAAUUAAGGCAGAGGUGGCAGAGAAACAGAAAACAGAUGUGAAACCCAAAGCUGUUAAAGAAAAAGCAGUGAAAAAAGAAGUAAAAUCAAAACCCGAAGAAGUAAAAGAUGAUAAAGAAAAAAGUAAAGAAAGAAACCACAAAGAAAGAAGAAAAAUUGCUAGUUAA